AUGCGAGCUGCCUUGAUGUGGACCAUUAACGACUUUCCAGCAUAUGGCAUGUUGUCUGGUUGGGGUAAGCAUGGCAGAAUGGGUUGUCCGCAUUGCAUGGAAUGCACUAAGGCGUUUACAUUGGAAAAAGGGGGGAAAAGCUCGUGGUUUGACUGUCACCGCAGAUUCCUACCAUCAAAUCAUCCCUUUAUAAAAAACAAGACAAAUUUCAAAAAGGACGAACGGGUAACAGAUCUGCCUCCGUCUCGAUUGGCACCAGUUGCUAUAUGGAACCAAGUUUGUGAACUUCCAAAGUUUACAGAUACUGGCAAAGCAUGUAGAAUUGAAGGAUAUGGGGUCACACAUAAUUGGACAAAAAGAAACAGAACAAAAGAUAAUGUGAAGGCUAGACAAGACAUGGAAAUUUGGUGUAAUCGUAAAGAGUUGGAAUUGAAGCCUCAACCAAAUGGAAAAUUAUUUAAACCCAAAGCUUGUUUCAGUAUGACCCCCCAAGAAGCUAAAGCGGUUUGUGGAUGGCUAAAAGCUUUAAGAGUGGAUGACAUCAUUAAGUUGGACCAAAAUAUUCCAGUCAUUCUCUGUACGUUGGAACAAGUAUUUCCGCCUGGUUUUUUUGACUCCAUGGAACAUCUACCUGUGCAUCUUGCAUAUGCGGCUUAUCUAGGAGGACCUGUUCAAUAUAGGUGGAUGUAUCCGUUUGAAAGGUUCAUGGUUUCUCAAAAUCAAAACCCAUUCCUUUUUGCGGUGAAAGUUUUAUAUCAUCCAAAGAAGAAGCUUCAAGGAACCAGCUGUGGAAUAUGGAUGAACAAUGUACACAAUUCAGCUGUGGAAUAUGGAUGA
Molecule: messenger RNA, 837 nt
Organism: Vicia faba (fava bean)
Lineage: Eukaryota; Viridiplantae; Streptophyta; Magnoliopsida; Fabales; Fabaceae
Source: the annotation of a GenBank genome assembly